Ichthyophthirius multifiliis is the source of this 1758-nucleotide messenger RNA. RefSeq lists its product as hypothetical. The record is from RefSeq and is a predicted model, not a curated record. Gene Ontology annotation, molecular function: adenylate cyclase activity. NCBI's taxonomy places the organism in Eukaryota, Ciliophora, Oligohymenophorea, Hymenostomatida. Gene Ontology annotation, biological process: adenylate cyclase-activating G protein-coupled receptor signaling pathway; intracellular signal transduction; cyclic nucleotide biosynthetic process. The transcript is spliced from 5 exons.
AUGAAGUUAGGAAUACAUUUUGGAUAUGUAAUAGCAGGUGUAAUAGGUUAUCACAAACCAUAAUUUUCCUUAAUUGGAGAUACUGUAAAUACUGCAAGUAGGGUUUGUAGUACUUCAGAACCUGGAAAUGUAACUAUUUCUUAAUCCGCAUUUACAAAAGUUAAAAAUUGUAAAGAUAUUAUGUUUACAAGAAGAAUUAUAGAAGCUAAAGGAAAAGGAAAUUUGGUCACUUAUCAGAUCAAAAACGAUUUCUAAAGAGUAAUCGAAGCAAAGAAGAAUUCUAAUUUAGGUUAAUAAUAAAUUCUUCAUGUUUAUCACUAUUAAGAAAUAAAUUAAAAUAUUGUUGUAUAACACAUUUAAAAUUUUUAAAAACCAAUUAAACUUUAAACAUAAAAACUUAAUUAGCUAUUUGAACUUGAAUUUAAUAGUUUUACUAAAAAUUAAAAUGAAUAAUAUAAUUUAUAUUUUAAAGACAUAAUAUUUUUUUCUAAUUAAUUAAAAAAAUAAGAUAUAAUUGAAGAAUUUUUUUAAAACUAAAUAUAUGAGUCAUAAACAAGGCAACCUAUUGAAUAUUAAAUGUGGUUUAUAUAUCAAUGUAUAAAAGUAAUUUCCUUUCUAGUAGUAAAUAUAAAAUUAAUAAAAUUAUUUAUAUAAGUAAUGAUAAUAAAAUGUUUUCUUUUACUAUGUCAUCUAAUUGUAUUAAUUAAAUAUAAACAAAUAUUAUAGAUAAAUUCUUUAAAAAAAACCAAGUUAUUAAUUUAUAGUUUCUAUAUUUUUUAACAAUUUAUAUUUCUAUUCGAAACAUUUUGCAUAGAUUUUUCCUAAUACAAAUUUUCAUCUACAUUUCAAAAAUUAGACUCUUAUUUUACUUUUGUGAUUUAUUCUUAAUUCUAUACCCAAUAUUUUAUUGAAAAAGUAAUAAUUUUCCUCAUUAUAAUUCUCUUAGAGAUAAUUAUAUGCCUCCUAAAGGCAGAGUAUUAUAAUUUAAUUUAAUUUUUAACCAUCUCUAUAUCAGGCGCUGUUUAUCAUUUAAUAAUGCAUUAUUUAAUUAUAUAAUUUAAAAUCAAAUGUUUUAAUGAUUUUAGAAAUUUGGAUUUUAAAAAACAUUUAUAUAAACGUUUUUUAGUUAAUCUACUCCCGUCUCAUUUAAUGGAUUAGUUUUUAUUAUAAUAGAAUGAAUAAUAAAUCUAAUUGAGUGAUGUUUUGGAAAAAACGACUCUUCUAUUCGCUGAUAUAGCUGGAUUUACAAAAUAUUGUUCAGGCUAGGAUCCUGAAAAAGUCCUUCAUAUGUUAUAAAAUAUAUUUGUUAAAUUUGAUAAAUAAUGCAUAAAUCAUGAUGUUUAUAAAGUCUAUACAAUAGGAGAUUGUUAUGUUGUCAUGGGAACAAUAAAUGCAAAGAAACGCUAGUAUGAAGUUGAGGCUAAAAAUGUUAUUAAUAUGGCUUUUUCAAUGAUAAAAAUUAUAUAGAUCGCCUAAAAAGAAGGUUUUCCAGAUAUUGAUAUGAGAAUAGGAAUCCAUACAGGAAAUGUAAUAGGAGGAGUAAUAGGAACAGAUAUUGUUAGGUAUGAUAUAUAUGGAGCAGAUGUUUUAAUUGCAAAUAAAAUGGAGUCUAAUGGGGAAAAGGGUAAAGUUAUGAUAAGUGAAGCUACAUAUUAAUUAGUUUAUGAGUCUUUUGAAAAUAUAUAUUAAUUUAUUGAAAGAAAGGAAAAAGUAGAAAUAAAAGCACCUUUAGAUAGGUUUAGCGAAUGCUUUUUUUGA